This is a messenger RNA of Blastomyces dermatitidis ER-3, 1738 nucleotides long. Its product is annotated as cell polarity protein. The transcript has 4 exons. NCBI's taxonomy places the organism in Eukaryota, Fungi, Ascomycota, Eurotiomycetes, Onygenales, Ajellomycetaceae. Gene Ontology annotation, molecular function: microtubule plus-end binding. Gene Ontology annotation, cellular component: microtubule plus-end; cytoplasm; nucleus. The coding region runs from base 360 to 1247 and encodes 295 amino acids. Gene Ontology annotation, biological process: cytoplasmic microtubule organization. The record is from RefSeq and is a predicted model, not a curated record.
UAUCACUCGCGCAUUUUUAGGUGCGCCGAGAAUAAAUGAUUAACGGUCUCGUCUUGGCGGGGCCGUUGACCACUUAAAUCACCUGAUAUUCCUCCUUCUCUAGCACCAUUUUCAUGUUGAUGCCAACUCCUUUUAAGAAACUGUAUCCCCAAUUCAUACCAUUACCUAGGAGGCGCAAAGCGGUUUCUUUAAAAAAAAAUAAAAAAAUUCAUGAGUUUUGGUUCUGAAUAGGGACAAAAAUACCAGCGGAGUCUAAGCCCAAAAGAGCCAGCCAUAUAGGCCACUGUCUAGAGUCUUCAGUCUUUAAACAUCUAGAGGAGGCUUCAGUAGAAGUUCUAGUCCUUUAAAAUAUCCUCAUCAUGGCGUUUCAACCCACUCCCAUGGACAUCCCGGCAAUCAUUUCCGUUGCGCCAGGCAGCGGGGGGCCGGCGGGAGAUACACCAUCAUUCGCCUCAGAACGUCGCAUAACUCCGACGUGGACGGUGUCACAGUUGAAAGCUAAACUGGAGACUAUGACCGGAAUUCCGCCAUCCAACCAGAGACUUAAGUUGAAAUCCCCUGGUAGAGAAGACCAGUGGGUCGAGGGAGAAGAUCGAGUCGUUGGCGACUGGGGUCUGGGUAGGGGAUGCGAGUUUGAGGUCCACGACACUCGACCCCCAUCCGCGCGCCCAAAUUUCACCGAUCUCUCCUCAGUAGAAAAAUACACACUCCCAACCUCAACCUACGAAUCCCUCCCCAAAAGCGUUCUGUCAUGGAAAAAGAAUCAGAAACUGGGCCGCUUCGACCCAAAGGCGCUCUCCCCUGAACAAAUGCUCAAGCAGCAAGUGGAAAAGGAGCAGCAGGAGAUUAAACAGAGAGGCAUCGAACUUUUAAAGCGGGCCAUUAUCCACCCCUCCACCCCACCCCAUGUCAGGCGCGGGACAAUCCGCUUCAUCGGGCCCGUACCUACCAUUCCUUCUCCGCUAGUCAAAUCGUUAUCAUCAUCAGCAACGGAGGGCAAAGACGCUAAAGAAGAAGAAAAAGAAGAAGAUGAUGAUGAUGAUGAAAUCACAGACACAAUGGUACCGAUCUGGGUCGGCAUUGAACUUGAUGAACCUACUGGCAAAAAUGACGGGUCUGUGGGAGGACAUCGGUAUUUCGACUGUCCGGACAAGAGAGGUGUGUUUGUGAAGCCGGAGAGGGUUGAGGUGGGUGAAUUUCCGCCGUUGGAUUUGGGGUUAGAUGAUGAUGAUUUGGAGGAGAUUUAGGGAUAUGCUUUAAUUUUUUUUAAUUUUUAAUUUUUUUUUUUUUUAUUUUGAGAAUUUUAUGUAGCGAAUCGACAUGUCUAUCUAGCCUAGUCGAUCAGCUAUACCAGGAAUCCAGGGGUUUUUUGCCCAACGGAUGGUAGAGUUGUGAUGGUGGGUAUGUGAAACGAGGUUUAAAAUGAGGAAGAGUGCAGAGUUGACAAGGAAUAAAAUGCCAGAAGAUCCGUUUUUUCGUUCUAAGCUUGGUACACACAAUUCGAGAGGGAACAAGUUCGGCAAGUUUAUUUAACAGGAAGUUAUAACUCAAAACUUUUCCGUAUACCUGUAGCUAAAAAGGAUUGAGUAUAUAUCAAAGAUAUUCAGAUACCAUAAGAAAUAGUUCACCGCGUGGUGCACGCAGAUAAAUCCAUAUCAUCUGCUUCAUUUAGGCAUGCCGCCACGACCUCCGACAGCUCCAACAGCCUCCAACUGCGCUGCACUGACGUGGACCUUAG